CAGUCACUGUGCCUAAAGGUGUUGUUACCCAGUACCGCUAUUUCAAAGGCUUCUUUCUAGAGUCCAAGAAACAUCUGUCAGUGUUGGUCAGCCACAGACAAACUGCCCAGGUGGCCUCCUCUAAUCUAGCAGUGGGCCUUCAUUGCACCUCGAAGCCUCGUGUGUGAAAAUAGGCAUAGAAAACAAACUGAGAGAGCAGAGAUCAAAAUUCCUUGGAAGGAAAAAACACCCACUGUGCAUGCUUUGCUACAGUUUUUGUUGACUUUGUUUAGCCUAAACAUAGAGUGUGUUUUUAUGCUUUUUCUAAAGCAGGUGGAGCGCUCUUUGUGUGAGGAUGACUUAACCUGAUUUCAUAAUGUGUUUGUACUGUGUUUUCGACAAGAUGCUAUGUAGAUUACAGAGAAAUCUCUGCAAGCUCACACUUGAUGCCUUACUGGUUUAAUUUAAGAACAGCUCCCAUUUUAUGAAGUAUGUUGGGUUUGGGGUUUUUUUUGUUUCUUUGUUUUUGUUUUGUCGCACUUCAACUCAAGUUAUAUUAUUGUGUUUAAAAAGUCCUAACAGGCAAAAAAAAAAGAUUUUAAAUAAAUGACAAGAUGUCUUUAACUAGGUGGUGAAUCGACAGCCAUUGAGUCUUCUAGGGAGGUUUUCCCUCUAAAAAUGUAUUGGUAUAUACAUGUUGUUUCUGUUGUGACUAUUACUUAGUUAAAAGAAGAUAACAUAAACAAAGAAAUGUUUCCUUCUUUUUUUUCUUUUCUUUUUUUUACACGUCACUAACAAAUCCACUUUUCAGAUUUCAAUCCAUGGUGGCUGACUGCCCUUUCUGGGGAUCGGUGACUAUGCUGGCUCUAAUUCCUUUCUCACGGUCUGGUCCAAAGACAGCUUUGAGACCAGACUGAAAAGUAGGUUAAUGUGUCUGAUUUGAAAACCCUAACAUUGUACCAAACAUUGGAAUUGCAGAGUGCAGGUGGUCCCUGUCAAGUGAUAGUCAAUAUGUGGGAGAUCCAUCAUCGCCCCCGCACGAUGAGCCCCACAGCAACACACCAGAAUAUUGAUGAUGGACAGUUUGGAUUUCACAAUGGGAUAAACUGUGUUGACUCUGGGUGGCUGACAUGUCAGACAGAAAUUCGCUUACGUCUGCACCAUUCCAAGAAGGCUCCAGUGUCCAUCACUAAGAAAAAAUUCAAGAAGUCUCGCUUCAGGAUCAAGUUGACAUUAGAGGGCGUUGAGGAAGAGGAAGACGAUGAGGAUGAAAACGAGCUCAGUCCUUCAUCUUGGCACAAGAUGACCACCACUCUGGAAAUCAGUAUGAUUAGUGCCAAUGGCUAUAAGUCACGCCACUCGCAGCCUGAGUGUGGCUAUGCUCUGGAGCCUUCCCAGUGGACUGAGUACAGUAUUCACACCAUGGACCCAGAUAACCUUGAGCUCACAUUUGAGUUCUUUGAGGAGGAUCUGAGUGAGCAUGUAGUCCAGGGGGACAUCCAUCCAGGACAUGUAGGCGCUGCCUGCCUCCUCUCUUCUUCAUUUUUGGAGAGUGGCAAUGAUAUUGGAGUAGUCACUCUUCCCAUAAUGGGACGAAAUUCCAGGCAGACCAUUGGAAAAGUAAGAGUGGAUUACCUGGUAAUCCGACCCAUCCAGGGGCUGCAGUGUGACAUGAGCUCUUCAUACACCAAGUACUGGAAAAAGAGAGGUACUUUGGAUGUGGGUCACAGGGGAGCAGGCAGCACCCAUGCAGCCAAGCACCACAGAAUCCGAGAAAACACAAUAGCCUCAUUUAAAAGUGCUGCUAAGCAUGGCGUAGCCUUUGUAGAGUUCGAUGUUCACCUCUCCAAGGAUGCUGUUCCUAUUGUAUACCAUGACCUGACUUGCUGCAUAUCCACUAAGAAGAAAAAUGACAAGAACCUGGAACUCAUUGAGGUGCCAGUCAAAGACCUGACAUAUGAUCAGCUGCAGCUUUUGAAGCUGGCUCAUGUCACUGCAAUGAAAGUAAACGAUCACAAAGAUUUGCUGGAUGAUGAAGAUGAAAUUGAUGAGCAUCAGCCAUUCCCCUCGCUCUCACAGAUCUUCCAAGCUGUUCCUGAAAACGUCGGCUUCAAUAUCGAGCUCAAGUGGAUCUGCCAGAUGAAGGACGGGUCAUGGGACGGAAACUUAUCAUCUUACUUCAACAUGAACACCUUUUUGGACAUCAUCCUGACAGAUGUUCUGCAGAAAGGUGGAAAAAGACGCAUCGUGUUCUCCUGUUUUGACCCGGACAUCUGCACCAUGGUGCGUCAUAAGCAGAACAAGUACCCCAUCCUCUUCCUCACUCAGGGAAUUUCAGACAAGUAUCCUGAGAUGAUGGACAUCCGGUGCCAGUCCACUAAAAUUGCCAUGAGCUUCGCCCAGAGUGAAAAUAUUCUGGGAAUCAGCGCCCACACAGAAGAGCUGUUAAAGUACCUUAGCUACAUUGGGGAUGCCCAGUCUAAAGGCUUAGUGGUAUUCAGCUGGGGGGAUGACAACAAUGAUCACGAAACCAGAAGGAAGCUGAGAGAGCAGGGAAUCGACGGGCUCAUCUAUGACAGUAUUGGUGAGGACUCAAUAGAACAGCCAAACAUCUUCCAGAUAGAGGAACAACACUCCCUGCAGGAGGUUAUUACAGAGACCCUAAAGAGCUCAUCGUGUUCCUGCUACUCGAUUCCCUGCUCCCUGGCACCAUGCAUUGCCUCAAAGGACCGUGGUGGAAACCUCGAGUCAGACUCUGGUCUCAGCUCCUCAUAAAUAUCCCUAAAGAUCUACCUUUCUCUGUACUGUUGCUACACAGACAAACUCAAGAGGACCAUGGUAGAAAUGGGUGACUCUAGAAGGUUUAUAUCACUAAAACCACUCAGACCACCUUCACUCCACUCCAGUCAUUAGCAGGUUUUUGCAGGCUGUCGUUUAGCUUCCGUGAAGUUUUAUUAUUUACUUUCUGUUGAACACGUGUAUGUUUAGCCAAAAAGUGAAAGCAGCCACAAAUGCUUUUCGUUUUUCUCUGUCAGACGCCGGCCUGUUUGUAUAAGAGCAGUCUGCACAGAGGUUUUCAUCGUGCUGGAAACGAGGUUAAGCUGACAAAUUGUUCAUGAGUGGAUAUUUAUGAAGCCAAUGUUACAUCUGUUCUAUCGAAUGCAAAAUGCAUGUGGUGUGGUUCAGGGGUCUGUUUUUAUGUGCGUGUAACCAUGAUUUAUUGAUCCUAAAUAUCAAUAAUCAGUUGCUGGGUUUAUUUUGCAUACCACCUGUUCACUGCACACAAAAAUGUUUCAAUUUGAUGAUGUUUAGAGGUUACCAUACCACUCUGAUCCUCUUUAUGAUGCCUUCAAACUCCUGAUUAUUGACUUGGUAAUAAGUAGCCAUUAUUUUAACUUGGAUACAGCACACUGGAUGUACUGUUUUUUUGAUUACUUUUUUCUCCUUUGUACUUGAUUUGAGGUUAAAUGGGAAACUGUAUUUAUUUGCAGUGCACAUUUAUACCACAGCCUUAAAGGGGGAAAAUGCUUAUGUUUGCCUUUUUAUUUGAACAUUACCAAUACCUCAAUCACUGAUUAGAAUAGACUUGAGUUGAGAUGCAUACACUUCCAUACUGUGUAUAUAUUAUUGGAAUUCACAACACCAAUGAUGGUUUUUGGGUGGCGGACUCAUUUCUGGUGGACAUUACCCUUUUUAGAAGUGUGUAAAUCUGUGUUAUCGCACAAUUUUUAACCACAAAGACUGAUGAUUGCUGCAUGUAUGGUCUGUGUAUCUGAACAACUGAAAGAAUGAAAAGUGUCUAAGAUAUAAAUAAAUAAAU
This is a messenger RNA of Pundamilia nyererei, 3799 nucleotides long. It is a transcript of the gene gpcpd1, whose product is annotated as glycerophosphocholine phosphodiesterase 1. NCBI's taxonomy places the organism in Eukaryota, Metazoa, Chordata, Actinopteri, Cichliformes, Cichlidae. Gene Ontology annotation, molecular function: glycerophosphocholine phosphodiesterase activity; starch binding. The record is from RefSeq and is a predicted model, not a curated record. The coding region runs from base 991 to 2754 and encodes 587 amino acids. Gene Ontology annotation, biological process: glycerophospholipid catabolic process. The transcript has 18 exons.